Entrophospora sp. SA101 is the source of this 423-nucleotide messenger RNA. The record is from the annotation of a GenBank genome assembly. Lineage: Eukaryota; Fungi; Glomeromycota; Glomeromycetes; Entrophosporales; Entrophosporaceae.
AUGCCUGACUUGAAUGCUGAAAAAAGAAUUGGGGUAAUAAAACAAUUAGCCUAUUAUCCAGAAAGAUUUGACCUUCCGGAAGAAGAAAGAGGAUUUUGUAGCGAUUUAGUAAUUAUUUUGCGAAAGCGACCAGAGAAAAGUUUUUUUGAAAUAGCAAUUUUGUGUCUGGUAGGAAAUCAAGGAGUAAGCGGCACUUCAGCGGGAGCAGCAACUUAUUUGGCUUUAUUGAGUGCUUUACACCAAAAACCUCUUUCUCGAAAUUUAGCAGCAAUGGGGGAAUUUAGAAAAGGGGAAGUCUUUCCGGUGGCAGCUUUACGGGCAAAAAUUACGGCUGCUUUUCGUCAAGGAGUAAAUUGUUUGGUUCUUCCUCGACAACAUUUGGCACCAAUCGUAGAGUCGCAGGAACUUGAUGAUUUAUUUUGA